GAAAGUAGUGCUCGGCGGAGUGAUCCGACCCGCGGAGGAGGGGCGCAGGAGGCCAUAUAAGGGACGGGAAGGGAAUGUGUGGCGCAGUUGUGGUUGUGGAAAAUGCAGAUCUUCGUGAAGACCCUGACGGGCAAGACCAUCACCCUGGAGGUAGAGCCCAGUGACACCAUAGAGAAUGUCAAGGCCAAGAUCCAAGACAAGGAAGGCAUCCCCCCCGACCAACAGAGGCUGAUCUUUGCUGGCAAGCAGCUGGAAGAUGGACGCACCCUGUCUGACUACAACAUCCAGAAGGAAUCCACUCUGCAUCUUGUCCUGCGCCUGAGGGGUGGCAUGCAGAUCUUUGUGAAGACCUUGACAGGCAAGACCAUCACCCUGGAGGUAGAGCCCAGUGACACCAUAGAGAAUGUCAAGGCCAAGAUCCAAGACAAGGAAGGUAUCCCCCCCGACCAACAGAGGCUGAUCUUUGCUGGCAAGCAGCUGGAAGAUGGACGCACCCUGUCUGACUACAACAUCCAGAAGGAAUCCACCCUGCAUCUUGUCCUGCGCCUGAGGGGUGGCAUGCAGAUCUUUGUGAAGACCUUGACAGGCAAGACCAUCACCCUGGAGGUAGAGCCCAGUGAUACCAUAGAGAAUGUCAAGGCCAAGAUCCAAGACAAGGAAGGCAUCCCCCCCGACCAACAGAGGCUGAUCUUUGCUGGCAAGCAGCUGGAAGAUGGACGCACCCUGUCUGACUACAACAUCCAGAAGGAAUCCACCCUGCAUCUUGUCCUGCGCCUGAGGGGUGGCAUGCAGAUCUUUGUGAAGACCUUGACAGGCAAGACCAUCACCCUGGAGGUAGAGCCCAGUGACACCAUAGAGAAUGUCAAGGCCAAGAUCCAAGACAAGGAAGGCAUCCCCCCCGACCAACAGAGGCUGAUCUUUGCUGGCAAGCAGCUGGAAGAUGGACGCACCCUGUCUGACUACAACAUCCAGAAGGAAUCCACCCUGCACCUUGUCCUGCGCCUGAGGGGUGGCAUGCAGAUCUUUGUGAAGACCUUGACAGGCAAGACCAUCACUCUGGAGGUAGAGCCCAGUGACACCAUAGAGAAUGUCAAGGCCAAGAUCCAAGACAAGGAAGGCAUCCCCCCUGACCAACAGAGGCUGAUCUUUGCUGGCAAGCAGCUGGAAGAUGGACGCACCCUGUCUGACUACAACAUCCAGAAGGAAUCCACCCUGCACCUUGUCCUGCGCCUGAGGGGUGGCAUGCAGAUCUUUGUGAAGACCUUGACAGGCAAGACCAUCACCCUGGAGGUAGAGCCCAGUGACACCAUAGAGAAUGUCAAGGCCAAGAUCCAAGACAAGGAAGGCAUCCCCCCUGACCAACAGAGGCUGAUCUUUGCUGGCAAGCAGCUGGAAGAUGGACGCACCUUGUCUGACUACAACAUCCAGAAGGAGUCCACCCUGCACCUUGUCCUUCGCCUGAGGGGUGGCAACUGAACUGGUUGCUGUUUGCUUUCAAGUGCUGUGUUUCUGUGCACUUGC
Messenger RNA from Dryobates pubescens (Downy woodpecker), 1521 nucleotides. RefSeq names its product ubiquitin C (gene UBC). Gene Ontology annotation, biological process: modification-dependent protein catabolic process; protein ubiquitination. Gene Ontology annotation, molecular function: ubiquitin protein ligase binding; protein tag activity. Bases 103 to 1476 code for a protein of 457 amino acids. Gene Ontology annotation, cellular component: cytoplasm; nucleus. The record is from RefSeq and is a predicted model, not a curated record. The transcript has 2 exons. NCBI's taxonomy places the organism in Eukaryota, Metazoa, Chordata, Aves, Piciformes, Picidae.